CCCUGUACUCCUGGGGUGCUCUCUGUGCUCCUGGGGUGCCCCUGUCUGCCUAGGGUGUCUCUGUGGUCCGGGGGUGCUCUUUGUGCUCCUGGGGUGUCCUCUCUACCCCUGGGGUGCUCUCUGCUCUCGGGGUGCCCCUCUCUGCCCAGGGUCCCUCUGUACCCCUGGGGUGCUCUCUGCUCUCGGGGUGCCCCUCUCUGCCCAGGGUCCCUCUGUACCCCUGGGGUGCUCUCUGCUCUCGGGGUGCCCCUCUCUGCCCAGGGUCCCUCUGUACCCCUGGGGUGCUCUCUGCUCUCGGGGUGCCCCUCUCUGCCCAGGGUCCCUCUGUACCCCUGGGGUGCUCUCUGCUCUCGGGGUGCCCCUCUCUGCCCAGGGUCCCUCUGUACCCCUGGGGUGCUCUCUGCUCUCGGGGUGCCCCUCUCUGCCCAGGGUCCCUCUGUACCCCUGGGGUGCUCUCUGCUCUCGGGGUGCCCCUCUCUGCCCAGGGUCCCUCUGUACCCCUGGGGUGCUCUCUGCUCUCGGGGUGCCCCUCUCUGCCCAGGGUCCCUCUGUACCCCUGGGGUGCUCUCUGCUCUCGGGGUGCCCCUCUCUGCCCAGGGUCCCUCUGUACCCCUGGGGUGCUCUCUGCUCUCGGGGUGCCCCUCUCUGCCCAGGGUCCCUCUGUACCCCUGGGGUGCUCUCUGCUCUCGGGGUGCCCCUCUCUGCCCAGGGUCCCUCUGUACCCCUGGGGUGCUCUCUGCUCUCGGGGUGCCCCUCUCUGCCCAGGGUCCCUCUGUACCCCUGGGGUGCUCUCUGCUCUCGGGGUGCCCCUCUCUGCCCAGGGUCCCUCUCCCGCAGCCGCCCUGGCGCCAUGGCCGAGCCGCGGUUCCUGCAGGCCGAGUGCGCGUUCCGGCCCGGGGCGCACACGGUGCGGGUGACCCUGACCCGCAGCGCCCUGCGGGUGGAGGUGGAGGCUCACGGCACCGCCGACCUGUGGAGGGGCGAGUUCGAUGCCACCUUCAUCGAGGACCUGACCCGCAAAACGGGGAAUUUCAAGCAGUUUGGCAUUUUCUGCAGCAUGCUGGAGUCGGCAUUGACACAGAGUAGCGACUCCGUCAGCCUGGAGCUCCUCACCUACACCGACCUGGAGACCCUGCACAGCCGGAAAGUGGGGACAGUCACCCGGCCUCCCCCUUCCACCCAUUCCCCCCUCAACAGCAAGCGCUACCUCAUCCUCGUCUACUCUGUGGAGUUCGAUAGGAUCCAUUACCCGCUGCCGCUGCCCUACGCGGGGCGGCCGGACCUGGUGGCCCUGGUGCGGGAGCUGCAGGAGCAGCUGGCGCAGCUCCGGGCCCAGCGCCUGGAGGAGACCCAGCACUUGCGGGACGCGCUGUGGCAGGCGGUGGAGGAGAAGCGGGCAGCAGAGGCGCGGCACCAGCGCGAGUACCGGCAGAUGGCUGCGGAGCUGACCCAGGCAAAGGCGUCCGAGAAGAGGCUGCAGCUGCGGGUGAAGAACCUGACGGCUGAACUGGCCUCCUGCAAGAGGGGCCGCCAGAAAUCUGCCAGCCCAGCCCCACGCCCCCAGGAGCGACGCUCAGCAUCCCUGGAGAGCCACAGGAGCAGCCGGGGCCACCCCUCGUCCAAGUCCCCGUCACCUGCAGGCUCCCGCCCACCACGCUUCGACCCCACUGCCUUUGUCAGGGCUCGGCAGUGCCGGCAGAAGGAAGCUGAGCUCAGAAACCAGCGCCGUGGAGUGGCUUCUGGCAGCACCAGCCCGGCGAGGAGCCACAGGCGCAGCUCGUCUGCUGAAAGCUCCCGGAGCUGUCGCUUGGGAGGGAGCUCUGGCAGCAAAGCCAGUGAGCACCCUGAGCCCGUGCCCUGCAGGAGACUGACCCGUACGCGGAGACCCCUGAGCAUCUCAUCCUGCAAUGGCCCCUGCAUGGUGUCUCGCCCAGCUGCCAGCCACAAGCUGCCAGGGUGCAGGACUGGUGGCAAGCGCCCUGGUAAAGAGAACCACAUGAAGGAAUCCUCAGCUGAACUGGCUGAGAUCGAUGCCCGGCUGCAGGCUCUGCAGGAGUACAUGGACAGACUGAACACAGGCAUGUGACCCCCUGCAGGGACACACACCCUCUCCCUGUGUCCUCAGGGGCUGACAGUGGUGCUGUGGUACAAGUGUCCCCCCAAAUAAACACUUGUGUGGCCACAGAGUGUGUCCUCCUUGGGAUGGGGGCGCGA
Messenger RNA from Ficedula albicollis (Collared flycatcher), 2214 nucleotides. It is a transcript of the gene CCDC61, whose product is annotated as coiled-coil domain containing 61. The record is from RefSeq and is a predicted model, not a curated record. Lineage: Eukaryota; Metazoa; Chordata; Aves; Passeriformes; Muscicapidae. Gene Ontology annotation, cellular component: centrosome. The coding region runs from base 851 to 2086 and encodes 411 amino acids. The transcript is spliced from 13 exons.